AUGGAGGAGCAAUACAUUUCCAAACUCCACCCGGUAGUGGAUUAUGGAGCUGGGGUCUUUCUUCUGAUCAUAGCCAUCCUGACAAUCGUUGGAAAUUCAGCCGUCCUUGCUACAGCUGUGAAACGCUCUUCCCUCCUGAAGUCACCAGAGCUGCUUACAGUCAACUUGGCGGUAGCAGAUAUUGGAAUGGCAAUCAGCCUGUAUCCGCUGGCCAUUGCGUCCGCCUGGAACCACGCUUGGCUGGGAGGAGAUGUGUCCUGCAUAUAUUACGCCCUGAUGGGUUUCCUUUUUGGUGUCUGCAGCAUGAUGACCCUGUGUGCCAUGGCCGUGAUUCGAUUCCUUGUUACCAAUUCAUCCAAAUCUAACAGUAACAAAAUCACCAAGAACACUGUUCGCGUCUUGAUUACUUUCAUCUGGCUCUACUCUCUGCUCUGGGCCAUUCUGCCCUUGGUAGGCUGGGGCUACUAUGGCCCUGAGCCAUUUGGCAUCUCUUGUACAAUAGCCUGGAGCAAGUUCCACCACUCCUCCAAUGGCUUUUCGUUCAUCCUGAGCAUGUUCCUCCUGUGCACAGUCCUGCCUGCACUGACCAUCGUUGCCUGUUACUUGGGAAUCGCCUGGAAGGUUCAUAAAGCAUACCAAGAGAUCCAGAAUAUUGACAGGAUCCCUAAUGCAGCUAAACUGGAGAAGAAGCUGACGUUGAUGGCUGUGCUCAUCUCGGUCGGGUUCCUGAGCUCGUGGACGCCGUAUGCAGCAGCCAGCUUCUGGUCCAUAUUUAACUCCAGCGAUUCCCUACAGCCCAUCGUUACGCUGCUGCCCUGUCUGUUUGCCAAAUCUUCAACAGCCUAUAACCCUUUUAUUUACUACAUCUUCAGCAAAACUUUCCGUCGUGAAAUUAAACAAUUGAAGUGUUGCUGUGGCUGGCGAGUUCAUUUCUUCAGCACCGACAACUCUGCUGAAAAUCCCGCGUUGAUGAUGUGGAGUGGGAGAGUCGACGUCCGUCUCUCUUCAGCUGCCAAGGUGGAGAACCAGGGAGCUGCAACUCGCUGAAAGGCAGCGAUGGUUUCACAACAUAGGUCGAAACUUGGGCUCACUCAUGGGUCCAAAUGAGGAGGAAUGCAGCACGUGGGGUUGCCACUGCAUAUCUUAUGUCAAAUACAGAGGUUUAAGUAUAUAUUUUUGAGCAACUCUCAAAUAUUGUCUUUAAGCUACACAACAACAACAAAAAAGCUAUUUUUUCCAAGAAUUUCCACUUUAGAGGAAAUAGAUAAAUUUAUGUACUAAACAUAAAAACAUGUAAACUAAACUUAUU
Gymnogyps californianus (California condor) is the source of this 1309-nucleotide messenger RNA. Its product is annotated as opsin-5-like. The record is from RefSeq and is a predicted model, not a curated record. Gene Ontology annotation, molecular function: G protein-coupled receptor activity. The coding region runs from base 1 to 1047 and encodes 348 amino acids. The transcript is spliced from 4 exons. Gene Ontology annotation, biological process: G protein-coupled receptor signaling pathway. NCBI's taxonomy places the organism in Eukaryota, Metazoa, Chordata, Aves, Accipitriformes, Cathartidae. Gene Ontology annotation, cellular component: membrane.